Molecule: messenger RNA, 3011 nt
Organism: Magnolia sinica
Lineage: Eukaryota; Viridiplantae; Streptophyta; Magnoliopsida; Magnoliales; Magnoliaceae
Exons: 10
Coding region: 463-2661 (732 amino acids)
Molecular function (GO): protein binding
Source: RefSeq, a predicted model, not a curated record
AGCGAAUGGUUCGAAUUCAACAGGCUAACGUCCAAUCCUCCAUUAAUCACAUAUUGAGAUUGGUUCUUUUCAGAAUCCAGUAUCAAAUAACAACCCAAGGCCGAAUGAGAUAAUGCUCUGCCUUCCUUCGUCUCUCUUCCCCGCCAUGGCCUCAGCUACCGUCCCCAAUUCCAAGUUAAAGCUGCUGGCAUCAACGGCCCUCAUCAGCCACAGGACCAUCUCUGGAAGAAGAAGCCCCCCAGCUGCAAUCCUAGCCGUCCAACUCGCGAUCCACCGCUACCCACGCCUUGUAGUUUCCCGUGCCACCGACGAUGGCGCUGGUUCCAUAGGUGCAGACCAAGUGAGUGAUGCUGUCAAGCUUUUCAUUGGUAGCCGACAAGUGCUAGUGUGUUUUUAUUUCAGGGUAUUGAAGCCUUCAAGAGCAGUGCUCCUGGAGCUGGUUAUGUGGGGUUGUUUGUUCGCAUGCUUGGGAUAGAUAAUGACCCCCUUGACAGGGAACAAGCAAUAAUCGCACUCUGGAAAUAUUCACAAGGAGGAAAGACUUGUAUUGAUGAGAUUAUGCAAUUUCGUGGUUGCAUUACUCUAACCAUUAACCUUCUAAAAUCAGAAUCCCUUUCUACCUGCGAAGCGGCUGCAGGCCUUUUACGAACAAUAUCCUCGGUCAACCCCUACAGAGACUCCAUAGCCGGAAGCGGGGCAAUAGAAGAAAUAACGGGACUGCUGAGUAGAUCCUUUCUGGCUGCAGAGGUAAAGGAGCAAACCCUAUGUACCUUGUGGAACUUAUCUGUUGACGAGAAGCUUAGAGAGAAGAUUGCAAGCACAGAGCUUCUUCCAGCGCUAAUUAAGUUCCUUGAUGAUGAGGAAGUAAAAGUACAGGAGGCAGCAGGAGGGGUAUUGGCAAAUCUGGCUUUAAGCCACUCUAAUCACAGCAUCAUGGUCGAAGCUGGUGUAAUUCAAAAGCUGGCAGAGAUCUUAAAAAGCAGAGAAGGAUCUAAUGUCACUAGGAAAGAAGCGAAAAGUGUGCUGUUGGAAAUGGCCAAAGACGAAUACCAUAGAAUUCUUAUCCUCGAAGAGGGUCUGCUCCUAGUCCCUAUAAUUGGUGCAGCUGCUUAUAAAUCCUUCAGGCCCGUUUCUCACUCAUGGCCUUCUUUACCUGAUGGAACCGAAUUGGAGCGGAGUUCAUCAAGCCCUUCAAGAUUUGGUGCAUCCGAACUACUACUUGGAUUAAAUAUUAAAGAUGAGGGCUUAAACAUGGAAGAAGCUAAAAUGAAUGCUAUAGUUGGACGUACGCAGCAGCAAUUUCUUGCACGUAUUGGAGCUAUAGAAUUGGAAAAUGGAAGGAAACCUCAAUUAGAAUUGCCUCCCGACAAUCAGCAUACUCUUUUGCCAUGGAUGGAUGGUGUUGCUCGGUUAGUUUUGAUUCUUGGACUUGAUGAUCAAUCAGCCAUUGCAAGGGCUGCACAGUCUAUCGCUGAUGCAGCUAUUAAUGAACAUAUGCGGAUCUCAUUCAAGGAAGCUGGCGCUGUCCAGCAUCUUGUUCAGCUACUAGGCCAUGAUAGUGAUGCUGUUAGGGUUUCUGUUGCGCAUGCUUUGGAGAGGCUAGCUUUCAGCAAUGAAGUAUGCAAAGUAAUUGAAUCUAACGGGGUGGUGGACCGUAUUGUUGAUAUACUCAAGAAUAUGAACACGUCAAAAUGCCUUGUGGAAAAGACUGUGAAUAUACUUGCUCGGAUUUUUGACCCCAGCAAAGAGAUGAAAACAGAUCUCCAUUAUGGGUCAGUUAAUGGAUCAGAAGCGGUAUUGGAUGUUGGGAGCAGAAGUUCUGAAGGCGUUACAAGGGACAAGGUACUAGACUCAAGUGUUUGGUCACGCCUUAUAGAAAUCUUGAAGACACCAAAUCCGAAUUUGCAAAAAAAGGCUGCCUCUAUCCUUGAGUAUCUCGCCAUUACAGAACCACACAUGCUGACAACCACCGCGGCCAAUAUUGAGUUAGGCCUUGUUGCUGUUUUCCAACAAGGGUUUUUCGAUGUGACUGAAGAGAAUAUAGAUAAUGAGCCGGAGCUAAGCGUUGUGCAAGCUGAGGAAGUGGGCUCCGCAAUAUCCGCAGCUUCCCAGUUGUUGACAAAGCUGCUUGACUCCGAACCCUUUCACAGCUCCAUAAACUCCACCCGUCUCAUACUCCUACUGCGCAAAGUACUGAAGUCGAGCAUCCCCCUCCACGCAAAAGACUGGGUUGCUGCAUGCCUUGUAAAACUCGAGUCCUCAGCUGGUUUCCCUGUCAAUCUCGACAACCCCAUUAACAUGGAGGUGACUCUCUAUGGAACGAUCCCCAGGCUACUUGAGCAGAUUAGGACAUCGUUUUCUACCGAGAUGCAAGAAGCUGCCGUUGUAGAACUGAAUGCCGUAAUUGCUAAAGGUGGGGUGGAUUGCACUAGAGCAGUCGCUGCUCAGGGAGGGAUAUUUCCAUUGGUGAAGAUGAUUGAAAAUGCGAGCGGGGAUGCCCUGGAAGCUAGCUUGGCCAUCCUGUAUAACUUAAGCAUGGACAGUGAGAAUCAUGUAGCUAUUGUCACUGCAGGAGCCAUUCCUUUGCUGCGGCGGUUAGUUCUCUCAGAAGGCCCGCAAUGGAGGCAUGCACUUCAUCUUCUGAGGACAUUACCUACAUGAUGAGGCUUGGGCAGUCUGCUUGUAUCACAGCUGUGUCACAUGCCAAAAAAAAAUGCAUACAAAACAGGGGCAUCACACAGUGGAGGCAAUCUGAUGGUGGAUCGGAUCAAUCAUACAUGUUCUCCUGUUGGCAUGUGCAUCCACAUGAUGGAUGGUCUAGAUCAAUGAUCGGACUGUUUGUUUUAUUAUCAAUAUGGACUCUUCAUUUCUCCUGGCAUUGAAUGGACGGUUAAGGGACAGGCAAUCAAGGGCUGAAUGUACAUGAUAGAUGUAGUCAAUAAUCAGACCAUUUGCAGUAUGAUCAAUAUGGACCAUCCAUUCAGCAACUAUUGAAUGGGCCGUUAGCAUCA